This is a messenger RNA of Corvus hawaiiensis (hawaiian crow), 3121 nucleotides long. It is a transcript of the gene CHMP7, whose product is annotated as charged multivesicular body protein 7. Bases 65 to 1405 code for a protein of 446 amino acids. The transcript has 10 exons. The record is from RefSeq and is a predicted model, not a curated record. NCBI's taxonomy places the organism in Eukaryota, Metazoa, Chordata, Aves, Passeriformes, Corvidae. Gene Ontology annotation, cellular component: multivesicular body; cytoplasmic side of plasma membrane; ESCRT III complex. Gene Ontology annotation, biological process: vesicle budding from membrane; late endosome to vacuole transport via multivesicular body sorting pathway.
UCCCCUGAGGCGGGCGGGCGGCCGGGCCGGGCGGAGGCCGCGGCCGAGCCGGGGGCUCGCGUAGAUGUGCAGCCCGGGGGAGGCCCCCCCUGGGCCGGCCCCGGCCGGGGACCUGCCCCCGGAGUGGGAGACGGAUGACGAGCGCAUGGCCUUCCUGUUCUCGGCCUUCAAGCAGAGCCGCGAGGUGAACAGCACCGAGUGGGACAGCAAGAUGGCCUUCUGGGUCGGGCUGGUGCUGGCCCGCGGCCGGCAGAGAGGCGCGGUGAGGACGUGCCUGAGGGAGCUGCAGAACGGCUUCGAGCGGCGAGGCAGCGUCCCCUUGGGGCUGGGCACCGUCCUUAGGGAGCUGCUCAGACGUGGGAAGCUCCAGAGGGAGUCAGACUUCAUGGCCAGUGUAGACAGCAGCUGGAUCUCGUGGGGUGUGGGAGUUUUCAUCCUGAAGCCCCUCAAGUGGACCCUCUCCAGCGUGCUGGGGGACAGCAAAAUUCCCGAGGAAGAGGAGGUUCUGAUUUACGUGGAGCUGCUUCAGGAGAAGGCAGAGGAAGUUUAUCGCCUCUACCAGAACUCUGCCCUCUCUUCCCACCCCGUGGUCGCCCUCUCCGAGCUCCGUUCCCUCUGUGCCGGGCUCUGCCCGGAUGAAAGGACCUUCUACUUGUUGCUGCUGCAGCUGCAGAAGGAGAAGAGGGUCACCAUCCUGGAACAGAACGGAGAGAAGAUAGUGAAGUUUGCCCGAGGCCUCCACGCCAAGGUGUCCCCGAUGAACGACGUGGACAUCGGAGUUUAUCAGCUGAUGCAGAGUGAGCAGCUGCUGUCACAGAAGGUGGAGUCCCUUUCCCAGGAAGCAGAGAAGUGUAAAGAGGAUGCCAGGAGUGCUUGUAGAGCUGGGAAGAAGCAGCUGGCCCUGAGGUGCCUCAAGUCGAAGCGGAGGACGGAGCGGCGCAUCGAGGAGCUGCAUUCCAAGCUGGAUGCAGUGCAGGGAAUCCUGGAUCGCAUCUACGCCUCCCAGACUGACCAGAUGGUGUUUAAUGCCUACCAGGCUGGAGUGGGAGCUCUGAAGCUGUCCAUGAAGGAUGUGACUGUGGAGAGGGCAGAGAACCUGGUGGAUCAGAUCCAAGAGCUUUGUGAUACUCAAGAUGAAGUAGCCCAGACUCUGGCUGGAGUGGGGAUCAAUGGUCUGGAGAUGGACACGGAGGAGCUGGAGAAGGAGCUGGACAGUCUCCUGCAGGACUCGAGUAAGGAUUCCGUGGAUCUGCCUCCCGCUCCCCAGAAGGUGCUGAGUCCCCCCAUCUCUGAUGCCGAGCUGGAAGCUGAACUGGAGAAGCUCUCUGUGUCUGCUGGAGAUUUGGCACAAAAUACUCCCUCUGCUGCUUCUGAACCCAAAACAGCUCUGGGACUGAAUCUCUGAAGAGCCAGCAGAAUCCUGCUGCUGCAGUUUGGGGAAGUUGUCUUAAUGUUCCUUAACUCAUGACCAGAACUUGAGAGGAGAGGGGCGACACCGCCGUGUCCGUCUGGAUCUCUCUUUGCUCAGCAGCAGGAUCUCCUGCCGUGACAAUCCACUCUGGACCUGGCCCCAGCUGGUGUUUGUCAUCUCUGUGCCGACAUCUGCACUGGUCUCAGUCUGACUCGUGGCCCCAAGUCACUGCCACAUCCAGUCUUCCCUCCUGGGAGUGCAAUUCCAGUGGAGAUAAACUCUUCUGUGUCCAUAACAGUGCUCAGUUUUGGGUUUGGUUUUCAUUUCUCUUCCUUUGCUGUGGCUGAUGUUGAGAAUCUGAGUUGCAGCAGCGUUGCAGUGGCUCAACAUUUGGCUGUUCGUGUGGUUGUUUAGAACACUUGGCACUUCGGUUCUGCCCUUGCCAUUCCUGCAGCCAGCUUCAACGCCCCGUGGUCGUCGUGUCCCUCCCUGUCUGCAUCCUGCCCUCACAGCCAGGCACUGCAGCUGGGCAGCUUUGGGAGAUUUUGGUGCUGCUCGGAGAGGGCAGCAGUGGCAAGCACAAGACAAAAGAAUCCCUCUCUCUCUGCAGUGACGUUAAGGCCUUAAAAGGGAGACCUGCAAAAGAUUCCCCUGGAGGAGCUUCAGGCUCUUGUGGCGCUGCCAUCCAGCUUUUUUCUGCUGCCUCUUGAAAUUGGAGCUCUUGGCUAUUUUUGUGUCCUCCCUGUAAGCAAAACUUCUCAGGAGCUGCAGGGCACCAGCUCUGAGCUGCUGAGGAGGGAUUUGGGGUGGGAAGAGAAGGGAUCCCUUGUUUUCCCUUCAGGAGAGCUCAGCCCCACGGAGCAGCCUUGGCUUUGCCUUCAGCCUCGGCGCUGCAAUCCCUCAGGGCUGCGUGCUCCCAGAAAGCCCCAAACGCAGCCCCUGGGCGUGUUUGUCAUGCACAAACCCCUGAGCACCACACCUGCAGCUGCUCCAGGGCUGUCCCUCCCCACACGAGCCCAUCCCUCAUCUUUUGCAGGUCACUCUUUAUCCCUCGCGUGCGCACGGAAGCGCGGGAAGCGCGAUCCCCGAAAAGCCGAGCUGUCAGGAGGGGGAUGUGCCCUUCCCUGGGCUCCCUGAGCGUGGCAGGGCAGUGCCUGGCUGCCUGGGCAUGGAUUAGCAGCCCUCUGCCCCUCUCCCUGACUCGGAAUGUAUCCCAGCGCCACUGGGAAUGUAUUCCCAACACCACACAGAAUGCAUCCCAACACCACACAGAAUGUAUUCCAUUCACUGGGAAUGUAUUCCCGACACUACACGAAAUGUAUCCCAGCACCACUGGGAAUGUAUUCCCAACACUACAUGGAAUGUAUUCCCAACACCACACGGAAUGCAUCCCAGCACCACUCGGAGUAUCCCAGCACCAAUUCCAGGCUGCCUCUCCAAGCUCCAGCGCUCAGUGGCAGCUUGGGGCAAUGGGAACGAGGGCUGGAAUUCCCCUCCUGGGAAUGAUUUCCCACCCAGCUCCACCGCAGGGCCGGCCGUGGGGGUGUCCCCGGGGGCUGUGUCCCCUCUGUCGCCGCUGGCCACUGCGGGCUCCUGCUGGCCCAGGGGGGUGGCCGCAGCUCUCCGGUGCCCAGGCUGUCCGUGGAAUGCUGUACAAUGGCUCGAAGCUCUGUGUUCCUUUCCUUUGGAAGUAAACGGGAGAAAAACCUC